Capsella rubella is the source of this 646-nucleotide messenger RNA. Its product is annotated as lachrymatory-factor synthase. The record is from RefSeq and is a predicted model, not a curated record. The coding region runs from base 36 to 515 and encodes 159 amino acids. Lineage: Eukaryota; Viridiplantae; Streptophyta; Magnoliopsida; Brassicales; Brassicaceae. The transcript has a single exon.
AUAAGUUAGCACCGAAGCAAAAGUUCGUUGGUCAAAUGGGAACGGAAUCAGAAACGGUGUCGUGUGAGUGGGUCGGUAAGCACGUAGCUCAAGUCAACGGCGUCACACCUGAGAAAGUCUGGUCAGUGUUUGCAGACUUUUGCAACAUCCAAGAGUGGUUCCCAGCACUCGACACGUGUUACCGUGUCCAAGGAACCGAUGGAGAGCCUGGUCUGAUCCGAUACUGCGCCUCCACAAAAACAAAGGAAGAGGGGACAAAGUGGGCUAAAGAGCGGCUGGUCAAGAUCGAUCACAUCGGAAGGUGUUUGAGCUAUGAGAUUCUCGAGAACAACGUGGGGUUCGGAUCUUACGUGUCGACGGUCAGAGUAACGCCAGUGGACGGUGACGAUCAAGUGUCUCGAAUCGAGUGGUCGUUUGUGGCCGAUCCUGUUGAUGGUUGGAAGAAGGAAGACCUUGAUUCUUACGUUGACUUUUGUCUUCAACAUAUGGCCAAGAAAAUGGAACUCAAUCUCUAGAAUCUUGUUCUUGUUCUUUCCUAUGGUGUAAGUCUUGUCUCGAUGGUGGUGGGUUUCAUGUUAGGAAAAAUUAAAUAAAAAAAAAAAAAAAUCAUGUGGUUAUAUGAUUCAAUGGAACUUCGUUUUCUGAA